AUGUACCUUCGUCAUAAACGUCUCAAGUUCUUCAACGGGAUCAAGGGGUACGCUCACAUAAUAGAACAGAAUGGAAAGAGAGACACAAAAGAGGAAUUACGUGGGGUUUACACGGAGAUCACUUCUAGAGGUGAAAUACUGAAAUUCGAAAGAAUCGGUGAUAACAUUUUGCUGCUAUCACUCUUUCUCCCUUUUUGUAUUUUUGGAGCUCUGCAACAAUAUGGAGUCCCUCCAAGUCCAAGUCCGGUGAGGGGCGUUUUAGACAAUUCAGUCUCAGUCUCCACCAUCCCUUCCUCACCUAUAAACAAGGAAGAAGAAGUCGGAGGAUUCCCUGUUUGUAAAUCAUCUCCUUCCUUUAGUGAAUCCGGAUUAAGGAAUCUCAGGAGGGGCAGUUUGACCAGUUUGACAAGUCAAUCUUCAGUUACUGUCCUUAUCAACCCUACGAAUAGUAACAUUAUUUCUACCAAUAACGCCCUUGGUGUUGGUCAAGCUUCUGAAAUGGCUAAGAGGCCUAUGUUAGGGACAGAUGAGGGAAUGGUUCAGUAG
Messenger RNA from Lactuca saligna, 546 nucleotides. Lineage: Eukaryota; Viridiplantae; Streptophyta; Magnoliopsida; Asterales; Asteraceae. The record is from the annotation of a GenBank genome assembly.